Molecule: messenger RNA, 4698 nt
Organism: Fusarium vanettenii 77-13-4
Lineage: Eukaryota; Fungi; Ascomycota; Sordariomycetes; Hypocreales; Nectriaceae
Exons: 8
Coding region: 1-4698 (1565 amino acids)
Biological process (GO): regulation of ARF protein signal transduction
Molecular function (GO): guanyl-nucleotide exchange factor activity
Source: RefSeq, a predicted model, not a curated record
AUGAAUCGCGAUGAACAGCAACCCGUAACGAUGGAGAGCCCUCGGCCCUCUGGGGUUUCCAGCUUUGAGCACCGCACCCUCCCUCCUCGGAUGCAGUACCGAAGCCGACCCGUCUCUGUCGCAGUCGACCCUGUCUCGUUGGUUAUUUCAGAAUGCAUCUCUAUAACUUCCGCCAUCCAGAAGCAUGCGCGCUCACCGCACUCGUCCGUGUCCGCCAUUCUUGGAGGAAGCCCCAAUCCCGUUCACCUUGGGCCUCCUAGCCCGUCUCCGCGCGGGAGGAGUAAGAGCCCCGCGGCGAGGCUCAGCGACGAUGCGUCCCAUGAUGGCCUCACCAAUCGUUGGGGACUGCGCGGCCAGAGAGGCAAGAGCAUGCAGGACAACCCCAUGAUCACUGGUUUUGGAAAGUUGAGGCAUGAGCUCGCUGGUGUCAAAGAUAUCCGGUCAUUCGAUGCUCCUGCAAUCCUCGCACCGUUCCUGCACGUCAUCCAAGCCAAAGGCACCGCUGCCCCCAUUACGAUUCUGGCCCUCGGCGCACUGAGGAAGUUUCUGGCGUAUGGCUUCAUCUGCCCAGAGUCGCCCCGAUUUGCCCUCGCGAUGCAGUCCCUCUCAGCAGCCGUUACACACUGCCAAUUCGACAUUAGCGAUUCAGGACAGGUCGAGGUUGUACUUCUCAUGAUUCUAAACCUUAUGGAGGAUAUGAUGUCAGGCCCCGGCGGAGAUAUCUUGAGCGACGAGAGCGUCUGCGACAUGAUGGGCCGUGGCCUCGCUAUCUGCUCCCAACCUCGAUUUUCUCCCGUUUUGCGCAGGACCGCUGAGGCUUCCAUGGUCAGGAUGUGUCAAAUCAUAUUCGAAGACAUCAAGCACCUCGAGUUUGAAGCUGGCGAGGAUGCUGAUGCGUUGGAGCAGCAAGUGGACGACGACCUCGAUAGCGUCAGAAUGGAGGCCCCUGCCCCUGAGGCUGAAGGUUUGUCCGCCGAGCCCACGAGUUUGGGGCUGUCUGGAACAGCGACCCCGGACCUUGAGCGGAGUAGCAGGGAGAUAGCGUCAAACUCGGAGACACCUCAAGCCACUGCGAGCGAGCGCACCGAAGAGACGGAGUCUGUUGACCUCAGACCCUAUUCUCUGCCUUCCGUUCGCGAGCUCUUCCGGGUUCUGGUCAACUUCCUGGACCCUCAGGAGCGACAGCACACUGAUAAUAUGAGGGUCAUGGCUUUGCGCAUCAUUCACGUCGCUCUUGAGGUUUCUGGGCCUUUCAUCUCUCGGCACCCUGCAUUGGCUGUUAUCGCCGAGGACCGCUUGUGCUGUUACCUCUUUCAGCUUGUAAGAUCCGACAACAUGGCUGUUCUUCAAGAAUCUCUCACUGUUGCUGGCACGCUACUUGCGACCUGCCGUGGUGUUCUCAAGUUGCAGCAAGAGCUGUUCUUGUCUUACCUGGUCACAUGUCUCCACCCCAAGAUUGAGAUUCCUCGGGAACCUGGAAUCGAGCCAUCUCUAUACGCUGGCAUCCCACUGAACCCCAAACCCAACAGUGGGCGAUCGACCCCCGUUCCAGUCGGGGAACGCCAGAAACUUGGCCUAGAAGGGGGCGCCCGCAAGCCAGAUGCUCGUCAGGCCAUGGUUGAGAGUUUGGGAGUGUUGUCGAGAAUGCCAACAUUCAUGGCAGAGCUUUUCAUCAACUACGAUUGCGACGUUGACCGAGCUGAUCUUUGCGAGGAUAUGAUUGGACUUCUCUCGAGGAAUGCUUUGCCGGACUCAGCCACAUGGAGCACGACAAGCGUCCCCCCUCUCUGCCUCGAUGCCCUGCUGCGAUAUAUCCAGUUCAUCGCCGAACGGCUGGUUGAUGACCCCGUUACUGAUGGCUAUCCUGAUCCGGCCACUUUGCGGGAGCAGAGGCGGAGAAAGAAGCUCAUCAUCAAGGGAGCAGGCAAGUUCAACGAGAAACCUAAAGCAGGUUUGGGCUACCUGGAGGCGCAAGGUAUUAUCGAGAAUGCCAGUGACCCCGUUGCUGUGGCCAGGUUUCUCAAGGGAACUUCCCGUAUCAACAAGAAGGUGCUCGGUGACUUCCUCUCUAAGAGAGGCAAUGAGGCUAUCCUUGAGGCUUUCCUCGAUUCCUUUGACUUCUCUGGUAAGAGAGUGGACGAGGCCUUGAGACAGUUACUCGAAUCAUUCCGCCUGCCAGGAGAAGCGCCUUUGAUUUCCACGAUCGUCGAGUCCUUUGCGGAUAAGUACUGCUCCAAUGACACCACAGAAGAAGUUGCAGACAAGGAUGCGGUGUACAUUCUGACAUAUGCCAUCAUCUUGCUCAACACCGACCAGCACAACCCGAACCUGGAUGCCAAGAAGCGCAUGAAAUUGGAGGACUUUUCCAAGAACCUCAGGGGAACAAACAAUGGCAAGAACUUUGCUCCGGAAUACCUGCAGGGCAUCUACGAGUCCAUCAAGUCCAACGAAAUCAUUCUCCCUGACGAACAUGACAACAAGCACGCCUUCGACUAUGCCUGGAGAGAAUUGCUCCUUAAGACUGAGUCUUCUGGAAGCCUGAUCAUUUGCGAUACGAAUAUUUAUGAUGCCGACAUGUUCGCUACGACCUGGAAGCCAAUUGUUUCUACCCUGUCUUAUGUUUUCAUGUCUGCCACGGACGACGCUGUCUUUGCGCGAAUCGUCACUGGAUUUGAUGAAUGCGCACGCAUCGCCACCAAGUACCAGAACACCGAAGCCCUCGACCAAAUUGUCUAUGUCCUGAGCCACAUGUCUACUUUGGCAACCGAAUCUCCCUUCAACACCUCGCUUAAUACCGAAGUCCAAGCCGGGGAUGGCAGUGUUAUGGUUAGCGAGCUCGCUGUUAAGCUGGGCAGGGACUUUAGAGCCCAGCUUGCGACUCUGGUGCUUUUCCGUGUCGUCACUGAUAGCGAAGAGUUGAUCCGCAAGAGCUGGAAAUAUAUCAUUCGCAUAUGGCUCAAUCUGUUCACCAACUCUCUGAUACCAUCCUUCUCCCCGAGCAGUUUGACAGCCAUGCCCCUACCACCCAUCCCCUUGCAAACCCCCUCACAGGUCAUUGACCGAGUGGCACGAAACGCAGAGACAGGCUUCUUUUCUGCUUUCACUUCGUACAUCUCGAGCUAUGCCGCUGAUGACCCGCCCGAGCCAUCAGAUGAGGAAUUGGAGAGUACACUUUGCACAAUUGAUUGCAUCAAGUCUUGUAAAAUGAAUGCGGUAUUCGACAACCUUGCUAAACUUGAUGCGUCGGUUGCCAAGGCGGUGGUUGAGGCUCUCAUCGAUCAACUUCCCGAGGACUCUACAACGACGGUGAUCAGUGUCAAGCAUGAGAGCAUGCCUGGAUCUCCCACAAACGGCCACGUCCCUCCCUCAGGACACCUCAGAUAUGACCCCAGUGUCACAUACCUUCUGGAAUUCUGCACUUUGUUGGCAACCAGGGAUGAGGAGUCGGUCGAGGACAUGGGCAAGAUAGUUUUCGACACGCUCCAAGGCGACCACGACUUUGUCAAUGUUCCUUUCUUGCUCCAUACCAUCUCAAGCCUACCACAAGAUGCACUGGGCAAAAACUCGGAUCUGGUGUUGCAGGGCCUUGCCCUCUGCAUCGAUGAAUCUGGCCCCUUGAGGCGUGAAAUGAUGACAUCGCCCGACUUUUGGGCCAUCCUUCGUGCCCUAGCUAAACGUCCCGAAGCCGCUGCGCUGGUCUUCGAGAUCCUUGAAAAGGGAACUACCGGGACACCACCCGCAAUCAUGGCCGAUAACUAUGAGGCGGCAAUUUCCUUGCUCAACGAUUUUGCUUCUGCUGCCAGCCCCAAGCACACUGUCAUUCAGACACGCAGCCCUCGACCUCAGAGGUCGAACCCACCUAAGCAGGAUAAGAAACGCCAAGCGGAAGCUGUGGCGAGAGGGUCCAAGGCCGUCAAUAUGCUGUACAACAUGACGGAUCGCAUCCCUCAUCUUAUGCAGCAAUCUCAGCUCGAGAGCAGUGAAGCCUGGUCGGCGUACUGGUUGCCAAUCUUCCAGGCCUUGACAACACAAUGCGCAAACCCUUGCAGAGAUGUUCGACAACUGGCUUUCUCCGCCCUGCAGCGAUCUCUGCUUUCACCAGAGCUGACCUGCAGUGACCCGAAGGAAUGGACUGCUAUCUUUGGCAAGGUCCUAUUUCCCUUGAUCAUCCAACUCCUCAAGCCAGAGGUCUUCUCAUCUGACCGAGAUGGAAUGAGUGAGAUGAGGGUCCAGUCCGCCUCCCUUCUUUGCAAAGUGUUCCUUCAGUAUAUGGUGCUUCUGUCCGAAUGGGAUGGUAUGCUGGAUCUCUGGAUUAAGAUCAUCGAGAUUAUGGAUCGCCUCAUGAACAGUGGCCAGGGAGACAGCCUUGAGGAGGCAGUUCGAGAAAACCUUAAGAACGUGUUGUUGUUCAUGGCCAGCAGUGGAUACCUGGUGUCACCAAGCAAGGAUCCCUCUAAGGAGGAGCUAUGGUCGGAGACUUGGAAGCGCAUCGACCGUUUCCUGCCCGACCUUCGCGGCGAUCUUGCUCUCGAUGAGCCUGCCGUCGAGGAGAAGGCUGAGAGGAAGAGUGCGGAAAAGAAAGAAGAGCAUCAGGAGCAGGCCGAAGAGGGCAGUGCCAAGGUUGAGGAGAAGGGCGAGGAGGCCGAGGAGGUGGAAAAGAAAGAGGAGAAGAAAGAGGAGGCAAGCGAGGAGCAGUAA